Molecule: messenger RNA, 2086 nt
Organism: Pyrus x bretschneideri (Chinese white pear)
Lineage: Eukaryota; Viridiplantae; Streptophyta; Magnoliopsida; Rosales; Rosaceae
Product: inositol-tetrakisphosphate 1-kinase 1
Exons: 3
Coding region: 195-1274 (359 amino acids)
Biological process (GO): inositol trisphosphate metabolic process
Cellular component (GO): cytoplasm
Molecular function (GO): inositol-1,3,4-trisphosphate 6-kinase activity; inositol-3,4,5,6-tetrakisphosphate 1-kinase activity; magnesium ion binding
Source: RefSeq, a predicted model, not a curated record
CUCUUUCUCUCUCCCUCUCCUCCCUGUUCUCUCUCUCUGUCUCUCUCUUCCGUCUGCAAUUUUCGAUUUCUUCAAAGCUCCAAAACAACCAAGAAACUACCAAUUAGGGUUUCGUCUUCGGAGCUCCGAUUUUGUAUGCGGGAUUAUAUGAGCGUUUUGUAUAGCAUUCUGUGGAUUCAUUGUGUUGCAAUUCAAUGGCGGAGCGGAGGUUCGGUAUAGGCUAUGCUUUGGCGCCCAAGAAGCAGCAAAGCUUCAUCCAAGAGUCGCUGGUCAACCUAGCCAGAUCGCGGGGCAUCGAUCUCGUUCGGAUCGACACUGAGCGCUCGCUGGCAGAUCAGGGGCCGUUCGACUGCGUGCUGCACAAGCUCUACGGAGACGAUUGGAAGCGGGAGCUGGCGGAGUUCAGGGUCAAGAACCCUGACGGGGUUAUAAUCGACGCGCCAGAGGCAAUCGAGCGCCUGCACAAUCGGAUUUCCAUGUUGCAGGUGGUUUCGGAGCUGAGAAUCGAGCACGAGAGCGACACGUUUGGGAUUCCAAAGCAGAUUGUAAUAUACGACAAGGAAACGCUAUUUGAUCGCCAGGCGUGGGAGGGUCUAAAGUUUCCGGUAAUCGCGAAGCCACUGGUGGCCGACGGCAGCGCCAAGUCGCACAAAAUGGCGCUGGUUUUCAACCACGAUGGUCUCGACAACCUCAAGCCCCCAAUUGUGCUUCAAGAGUUUGUGAACCAUGGCGGCGUCAUCUUUAAGGUGUAUGUGGUUGGAGGGUAUGUCAAAUGCGUGAAGCGUAAGUCGCUUCCGGAUGUUUCCGAAGAAGAGAAAUUGGGGAGCUUGGAUGGCUUGAUGUCGUUCUCACAGAUAUCGAAUCUUGCAAACAAUGAGAGAACUGAUGACAAGUAUUACAAAAUGAUGCAGCUGGACGACACUGAGAUGCCGCCGCAGAGUUUCAUCACUGAUAUUGCAAGGGGCUUGCAGCAGGCAAUGAAGUUGAACUUGUUUAACUUUGAUGUGAUUCGGGAUGCGAGGUUUGGGAACCGCUAUUUGAUAAUCGACAUUAAUUACUUUCCUGGGUACGCCAAAAUGCCUGGAUAUGAGACUGUGUUAACGGACUUCUUUUGUGACAUUGUGCAAAAGAAAGAGAAAGAUGGGGUGGAAAGCACUGGUUUGGAUAGUUACGAGGUUCUUAGCUGCGACGAUGAAGUGAGGAAGAUUGUAAGUUGUGAUGGAGAUGAUGGGGGUGAUCUUAACUUAGAAGAGGAGAACCGAAUUCAAGUUUAAAAGGCAGUGUGGCCUCUUCGUCUGAUGGUUGGCUGGCAGGUUAUUUGGUGAUUGAUGGACGAAGUUGAGCUGCACAUUAGGUUUAGAUAGCAGUUGGGGUACAGUGCUGAAGUGAGUAGGUUGGCUCUUGGUUUUAGCUUUAACUUCUUGACAACAAGAUUACAUGAAGUUCAGUGUUGAUCGUGUAUAUUCCAUCCACCAAUGCUCUGGAGAAGUUAAUUCUUUACAGUGAACCUUGUAGUGGGACUGGUUUCUCUAGUACUCAUUUGUCCUGGCCAAUUCGAUGACCCAUCCUUUGCUGCUCUAAGAAUAGAUACUUCUCAAAGUGUGCCUGGAUUUUGAUUGAUACACAUUUGACAUGAUACUUUCUGGAUUCUUCUGGGUGCAUAUCCAAAUACUUCACAAACAUAUGCAGAGUUGGCGGAAGGUUUUGACUUUGCUUUUUUCUUUAUUUUCCUUCGUUGUUCAGUUAGUUAUUAGUUUCUUUUUCAAGUCACUCUUCUUUUAAUGUGAUUAAGUGUUGAUCUGUGAAGGAUAGAAUAACCUUUGUCUAUCACGUCCGUAAGUUGUAUAUAUCUACCUACUGAGAGUUUUCAUGAAAUGCAUAAUCACUAAUACACAUUUUUGCUACUCCUUUGAAUGUUCAUGCAUUGCAUAAUUUUAUGGGCUUAUUGGAAAGAUUAUGGUUCAUGUAAUGUGUAGAGAGUCCUUGAUGCCAUCUGUAGAUUGAGCUUCAUGUACUGGCCCUCUGUUGGUGUAAAACUGAUGCGCGAGCCAAGUUCAAACUUCAAUAAAUUAGCGUCUUCUUGUUA